Molecule: messenger RNA, 1386 nt
Organism: Aspergillus niger
Lineage: Eukaryota; Fungi; Ascomycota; Eurotiomycetes; Eurotiales; Aspergillaceae
Exons: 1
Coding region: 1-1386 (461 amino acids)
Molecular function (GO): hydrolase activity, acting on carbon-nitrogen (but not peptide) bonds, in cyclic amidines
Source: RefSeq, a predicted model, not a curated record
AUGCCUCCGCCUACCCUUACACCCGUCAAGCGUAUUCAGAAUGUCCGCCUCCCCGGCAGAGAUUCAACCUGGGACAUUGCCAUCUCGCGCCCCCAUGAUACUCCCCACAGCAUCAUCACAUCCAUCACCCCGCACCCCAAUGCUCAAUCAGAUCAGACCGCACCACUCGCCCUCCCAGCUUUGACACACCCACACAUCCACCUGGAUAAAGCAUUCAUUCACAACUCCCCCGAAUAUGCAAAUCUUCUUCCCUCCACCGGCUCCUUCGCCGAAGCGUUAUCCUUUACCACGACAGCGAAGCAGCAAUUUACGUGGGAGGAUCUCCUGAGACGAGGAGAAUGGCUGAUUGCAGGUUCUGUCUCUGCAGGGGUCACGGCGAUGAGGGCAUUCGUGGAGGUAGAUCAUACUGUAAACCUCACCUGCCUUGAAGCUGGAAUCGCCCUCAAGGAUGAGUGGAAAGAGGCAUGCGCAGUGCAAAUCGUGUCCUUUGCGCAGGACCCGAUAUUCUCGGGUGAGCACGGGGACCAUAACCGUCAGCUCAUGGAAGAUGCGGUGCGACGGCCGCAGGUGGAUGUCAUUGGGACGACACCGUACGUUGAGUCGUCGGUUGAUGCAUCGAAACAAAAUAUUACAUGGGCCAUUGAGCGUGCCCUAGAGUGCAGAAAGCAUGUCGACUUCCAUCUCGAUUAUAACCUCGAUACCGGGAAGGAAGCACUAGUAUGGUUUGUCCUGCGCACGCUGAAGGAGAAGGGCUGGACAUUGCAGUCAACGGAUAAGCGGGUCAUGCUGGGGCACUGCACGCGGCUGACGCUGUUCAGCGAUGAAGAAUGGGCGCUUCUUGCACAAGAGAUCCGAGGCAAUGACCUUCCGGUCAGCUUUGUUGGGCUACCGACGAGCGACAUGUAUAUGGCCGCUCCACCAUCCUCGAAGAGCCAUGAUCGACCACGGGGUACAUUGCAGGUUUUGGAGAUGAUAAACAAGCACAGUUUGGACACGGUGAUUGGGAUCAACAACGUUGGUAACGCAUUUACGCCUUGGGGCUCGGAAGACCCCCUGUCGUUGGCGUGUCUUGGAGUGGGUAUCUAUCAAGCUGGGACCAAGGCAAAUGCCGAGCUAUUGUAUGAAUGCGUGUCCACCAGAGCUCGCGCAGCAAUCGGGCUAUCGCCACCAGAGGCUAGCCUUUCUUUGAAUCAGGGAAGUCGUGCAGAUAUCCUGCUGUUUUAUGACGUGGACGACACUGGUAGUAACGUGUCAAGACCGCGACAUGGUGUUGCAGGCAUCGUCUGGGACCCUCCAGCGAAGGCUAGUAGGGAGCUCGUAGUUGGUGGCCAGCUUAAGGCUUCUCCAUGUUCAAUAUGUCCGAAAUCUGCGUUUUGCUUCGCGUAG